Molecule: messenger RNA, 1827 nt
Organism: Anopheles cruzii
Lineage: Eukaryota; Metazoa; Arthropoda; Insecta; Diptera; Culicidae
Exons: 2
Coding region: 1-1827 (608 amino acids)
Cellular component (GO): membrane
Molecular function (GO): glutamate-gated receptor activity
Source: RefSeq, a predicted model, not a curated record
AUGAAAGCAUUGUGGGUAGUGGCGAGUGUUUUAGUGCAGCAAGGACUGUGUGUGAUAAUAGCAGAAGAAGCUUAUAACGUCAAAGGACAAAAUUUUCUUCUUUCCGUUCUGGAGACCCACUACAGAAGUUUGAAACUUCCAGUACACUUUAGAAUCGAGCAUGAAACAUCCUCCAACAAACAUGUCGAACAACUGGAUUUGAUUAACGAACUGUUGCAGGAGCAAAGCGACUGGAUGGUGGCAACAUUAAGUAAUGGCUCACCGUCUGGCGAAUCCAGGUUCCAACAAAACGUGUUUAUCGCAGAUACGUAUUGUUCGUUGAAAAAGAUUAUGGAAACCGUUGUGUUUGAAAAGUAUGACAUUGACGGAAGUUACAUUGUUAACGUUGCUGACCAAAGUUUAAACGAGCAGAAAGUUAAGGAAAUCUUCAGCCUGUUUUGGAAAUUACGUAUCGUCAACGUGGUUCUCAUUAUUCCUGGUAGCGCCGAAGAGUAUCAUGCGUACACUUUUAAUGCGUAUGUCCGCGAUCAUUGUCUAGAAGCAAGUGUGAAGCUGUUAGAUAAGUUUGAAAACAACCGCUGGAGUAAUCUAGGCAAAUGGUUCCAUAGUUCUUUAGGAAAUUUCAAUGGUUGUCCGCUAAAGGUAGGGACGUUUGAUGCUAAACCGUUUUCCAUGCUUCGGGCCACUGGAAAUAAAACAGUCUUUGUAGGAUUAGAGACAGUCAUUAUAAAGACCAUUGCAAGCGCACUGAAUUUUUCCAUCGAGUUCUCAACUCCGUCUGGGAAACAGAAAUGGGGCAUACUUGAUUCGAACAACAGUACAGGUUUGUUAGGAAUGCUUCAAAGGACAGAAAUUGAUGUCGGAUUUGGUGUUACUGGACUAAGCCCUGAUCACAGCAAUUACCUUCGUUCGAGUUUCCCAAGUGUUAUUUCUCAACUGACCAUGGCUAUUCCUCCAAGGAAUCCAUACACAUCAUUGGAAAAGUUGUUUCUACCGUUCACAGCGUCCUCGUGGACGUUAAUCUUUGUUUGCUAUUCGAUUAUUUGUGGCUUUUCGAAUAUAGUCUGUUACAUUCGACAUCAUUCCUUCUACGAGAAACAGCAAGGCGUGAUAUAUAUUACGUGGGUUAUUUUAAUGGGAGGACCAGGAAGUUAUGUUAGAAGGCACAGCUCCAGAAUUUAUGUGAUCAGUCUUGUGUUAAAUGCAUUCAUUGUUCGAAAUUUUUAUCAAUCGUCCCUGUUCAGGUACCUCCGUUCGAACGAUAACAUGGCUUCAAAUUUGAAUACUUACGAAGACAUAAAUGAUGCAGGUCUAUGUUAUUAUAUGUAUCCCACCAUUAAGCAUUAUUUUGUAGAGAAUCCUUGGAUGAUUGGAAGGAUUCGCAUAAUUAAUGAAGAGGACGGUGACUGGGACACCAUUUUGUAUAACAUAUCGCAACACCAAAUUAAAGGAGUUUUUGCGCUAGCCAUGGAAUCUAUUACUUAUUAUGUUAAGCAACAUGGGCAAAAAGGCAUGGUGUAUGUGAGUCGAGAUACUGGCAUAAGCUUUUACAUAGCCUUCCAUUUUCCACGAAUAUCGCAUUUGAAGCAACCGUUUGAUAUUUUAAUUAACCGCUUUUACGAGGCUGGAUUGAUGGUCAACUGGCUCAGAGCCUAUCGUGAGAAUCCUUACACUUGGGUCAACCAGGAGACCGACAACGAGCCGAUCCCGUUGCAGCUGCAUCAAGUAUCAGGAGGAUUUUACUUGUGGAUGUGUCUAAUGACCGUGGCUUUGUUUGUGUUUUUGGGAGAGUUAUGUUUGGCGAAGAAAAAGGGAAAACUUGCAUAA